UAGCUCUUCGCAAACCAAAAACCAACAAAAAAAAAAAAAAACUCAAAAAGGAAUGGCCAAACUCAACAUUUUGAUUUUCCUCGCCCUUGCCAUUGUUGCAUCCUCGCUCUUCACUGAACAAGCAAAUGCCGACUGCAACGUUGACUUGAACGCGCUGAGCGACAAGUGCACCAAAUUUGUGAAGAAAGGCGAGCCGCCAGUUCUUCCGUCAGAUGACUGUUGCCGGAUGAUACAGAAGGCUGAUGCUCAUUGUGUGUGUACCAAGAUUACUCCUGAUCUUGAGAACACAGUUAGUAUGCCGCUGGCUAUCAUGGCGGCGAGCUUCUGUGGUAACCCUGCUCCUCAUGGAACCAUCUGCGGGAGUGUUAAAAUUCCAUAAGCAUUAUGGGAGAAACAAAGAAAAAUAAAUAAAUAAAGGUGGAUCCAGAUACCAGAUGUUUUAUAUGUCCACAUACCGGAUGUUUUAUAGGCCACGAAGUUUGGACAAAAAUAAAUAAAAUGGAUGACUUGGAAUUUAUUAAUGCUUAAAUUUAUGCAUAUGUUCAUGGUUUUACUCAA
Asparagus officinalis (garden asparagus) is the source of this 558-nucleotide messenger RNA. RefSeq lists its product as uncharacterized. The coding region runs from base 53 to 379 and encodes 108 amino acids. The transcript has 2 exons. Lineage: Eukaryota; Viridiplantae; Streptophyta; Magnoliopsida; Asparagales; Asparagaceae. The record is from RefSeq and is a predicted model, not a curated record.